UGCCAGCACGUAACUUGAUACAACCGAGUUUAGUCGAUACAAUCGAGCAUUGGCAGCACACAUUUUGGUUCAAUCGAGCUUCCUCGAUUGUUUCGAAAGAUUUGGCAGCACACAAACUUCAAAUUGACGUUUGAAACAAAAGUUUUCACUCGACAGAAAUAAGCUAUCGUCGGCAGUGAUUUUUGUGCGGAAAAAUGGAGAAACAAAAUAUUGAAAAACAAAAUAUGUCCAUAAAUAAAAAACAAAUUGAAAUUUUGACGAACUUCAUGAGUGUUCACUUUGAUUUAGCGAGGGGAAUACUCAAAACUGCCCAAGGGAGGAAAGAUAGCAAUAUGCUGUGGGGAAAAGUGACGGAAUCCCUAAACACAGAGGGUCCUCCACAAAAAGAUCUGAAAGAUUGGAAAAAAACCUGGAGUGAUCUUAAAUACAAGGUGAAGAACAAAUUAAGAAGUAAUAAACUUCACUUAAAAGGCACGGGUGGAGGUCCAUACAUUCAAAAAACAAUCGACGACUUGGAGGAAAAAAUUAUAGAGUGCGCCGGUUUGGAAGCAGCAGUCGAUGGAGUCCCUACAGCAAAAUCCUUUGGAGUUGGACAAAACAACUCAGACAGAAACAUAAAAACUAAAAGCCCGGACAUUUGGGAAGAUAUAGUGUUAGACUAUGCAAACGAAAAUAAUAUUGAUGAAGAAGAAUUAUAUGUGGAAGAUGUAGACAACUCAACUAAAAAGAGAACUUAUCGUCAUAAAAAAGAAAAAGAAAAUGAAAAAGAAAAUUUAAUGAAACAAUAUGUGACUGCAACAGUCACAAUCAAUACGAAAUUGGACAAAAUUCAUGAAACGCUUUGCAGCACUUUAAAAGUCGAAAAAAGAAGACUUGAUUUAGAAGAAAAACAAUAUAAACUAAAAAAAAGAAAGUUUGAGAUGUAUGAAAAGAACCAACAUCAAAAAUUGCGGCUACAGGAAGCAAUGUUGACCACCAAGAUAGAGGAAAAUCGUAUAAGACUUCAAGAGGUGGAAACACGAAAGUUUUAAAAGUUUUUUAUUUAAGCCCAGACGCGCACAUGCAACUAAACAGUUUGGUUUCGUUUUUAGGACUCCCAUGUAAGCCCAUUGUGGUCAAAAUCGAAACCAAACGGCUUAGUUGCAUGCGCACGCCUGGCCUAAGAGUAUGUAUGCAAUGUUCAAAACUUAAAAAUCAUCUAAAAGCUGUCAACAAAUUUUGUGUGCAAGCAUAACCAAAAUGAAAAGAAAAGAUUCCUAAAUCCUUUGUGUUUAAUAUUAGCCCUUAAGUAUUUUUGUAUUUUAUUGUUAGUUUGUAUACCAAAUGAAGUAUUUUUUUUUAUCUAAGUUUAAGAAAUGAAAUGUUCCUUUUUUAAGUUUUUUUUUUUAUGUUUAAAGUUCAUAUGUAGCUAUGUCUAUCUUUUGAUUUAAUAGCU
This is a messenger RNA of Eupeodes corollae, 1435 nucleotides long. RefSeq lists its product as uncharacterized. The transcript is spliced from 3 exons. Gene Ontology annotation, cellular component: nucleus. NCBI's taxonomy places the organism in Eukaryota, Metazoa, Arthropoda, Insecta, Diptera, Syrphidae. The record is from RefSeq and is a predicted model, not a curated record. The coding region runs from base 195 to 1031 and encodes 278 amino acids.